UGAUGGAUCAUUUCAACCUUGGCCUUGUAUCCUCCUCCUCUGCGACGGGAAAAUGAUGGGUGACAAGAGCAUAACAGCUCUCCGAGCCUUCUGUCGUGGUCCUUCAAGGAUGACGACUAGGGUUCUGUCAGCUAGAACAGUUCCGGCCGGUCCCAGGCGCACAGCGGUCAUCGAACCAAUGGCUCGGUUCAAUUCCACUCUGUCCGGUCCACCACCUGACGCUGGGAGGAAAUCUCGAAUCAAGGUCCAUCCCAUCUUCUGGGUAGCCAUUGGGACAAUCCUUCUAUAUCCGACGUACAUGAUCGUCGAUUAUCUCGCGAGCGCUCGUACAUAUCCUCCAGCCGUAAGGAAACCGCUCAGAGAGGCAGUGAGGCAUAGAUACUAUGGAGAGAUUGAGGAAGCCGAGGAGAACUUUCAGAAAGCCCUGGAAAUAUCUCUGGGUCUCCCUGCCUCCGAUUUCGGACCAGAUGCUCUGAUCAAGCUGUCGGGGCUCUUCGCAGAGUACGCAAAGCUAUUGGAGACCUCUGGUCAAAGCUUCCGAGCGUAUCGAAAGCUCAUUGAGGCUUUGGACCUGUUCGGACCUCAUGCAUUAUCUGCCAAUCCGCUCGAGAGGAUAUCUGGAGAAUGGUCAGGCUGUCAACCAUUAAGUCAGGAGGAUCACUUGCGAGUCAUUGCGCUGCAUCAGAAACUUGGUCAACUCGCCUUACAGCUGGCGACAUCUGCUCGAGUUUACCCUUACCCAAGAGAUUUAUCUGCCACUGUGCAGAGCGGUCCGACCUCAUUCAUGGAUGCUGCCGAGUAUCAUCUCUCGUCAGCAGUGACGGCUCUUCUGCGGAUAGGUCUGGCAACUGCGCCUCAGUCGGCGGAGAAAAGCAAGAACGAGGAACCAGUUGUUGUUGGAAGAGAUCUUCAACUUCCUUCAGGUUCAUCUAGUCAAUUGGAGGGCCUCAUCGACCGUCAAGGUCUCGGAAUCACCAUGGAGGCUCUGGCGGAAGUUUACGCCCGCAAAGGUCAAUUCGAGUACGCUCAGCAGCUCCUGUUGCAGGCUAUAUCAACGCUGUUGCCGCCGAAUGAGACUAAGCCUCUUCCGAGAGAUAGAUGUCAGGCAGCAAUGCUCAUGACGAGUAUUUCUGGACACUCGCACCAGUCUACAUCCAAGGAUGCUCGAAAAAUAUCCAGAUCAUGGGCUGUACGAGCUAUAGAGCUCACCAAUGGGGCUAUGGAAGACGCCAAGGGGGCCUUAGAUGAAGAAUCUGCGAAACAGAUCUGUGGCAGAGCGGCAAGCGUGGCACUCUUCAACCUCGGCAUGAUGGCAGAGCUGGACUCUGACAUUCCCAAAGCCCUGGACAGAUUCUCAAAAUCACUGGCGCGCGCUCGCGAGAUCAAAUUCACUCAGGGUGAAAUCCAGUCGUCAGAGGCUAUCAAACGUAUACGAUACUCUAAGGACGGAAAGUGGUCUGGAUCAUGAUGUUCGUAGCAUGCAAAUGA
Molecule: messenger RNA, 1488 nt
Organism: Kockovaella imperatae
Lineage: Eukaryota; Fungi; Basidiomycota; Tremellomycetes; Tremellales; Cuniculitremaceae
Exons: 5
Coding region: 53-1468 (471 amino acids)
Molecular function (GO): protein binding
Source: RefSeq, a predicted model, not a curated record